This is a messenger RNA of Gigantopelta aegis, 2432 nucleotides long. Its product is annotated as delta-like protein A. The transcript has 4 exons. The record is from RefSeq and is a predicted model, not a curated record. Gene Ontology annotation, molecular function: calcium ion binding. The coding region runs from base 36 to 686 and encodes 216 amino acids. Lineage: Eukaryota; Metazoa; Mollusca; Gastropoda; Neomphalida; Peltospiridae.
GUCAACACUAUGUCAAAUAUGGUAUUGACUGCAGCAUGAUGUGUUUUGACCGGAAAUGUGCUUCUACAGAAUCAUGCGAUCCAGAGACUGGUGCAUGUGAUGGAGGAUGUCAAGACGGAUGGAAAUUAUCAGACUGCACACAAGACGUCAAUGAAUGUGCUGAACAAAAUCCCUGUAAUGUCAAUGCCAACUGCACUAAUACAUAUGGAUCAUACACUUGUACUUGCCGAAAUGGAUAUUAUGGAGAUGGAAAAACAUGUACAGCUUUUCCCCAGACAGCUGCUGCAGACACAGUUAACAUUGCUUGGCCAGUCACCACGGGUUUAUUGGUUGUGCUUCUGGCGAUUUUAGUUAUCAUCGUAGUUAAACUUGUUAUUAUUGUUAAAAAACUACGGAAUUCUGCAGAGUCCAAGGUAACAUUUUCCGAUAUAAAACAAAAUGAAAACCAAACUACAACAGCCGCUACAGUGUAUGAAGAUGUGAAGGAUGACAACACAGCCAUGAGUUCUGUAUCUGAACUUCCAAAAACUUCAUCUGCACAGAAACGACCAGUGCCUCCAAGAGAACAUAAUUACCAAAACGCACCACAAAUGACAAACAAUGACCAGCAAGAAACCAGUAUGUAUGAUAGACUGGAUAUGGACACCACGGGCGAGCGAUCUCCAUAUGAGAAGUUAGAUGUGUAAAAUAAGAUAUAUUUCUUGUUUGCUGCUAUUAUCUAUCCCAGACGUAUCUUAUGGAGUACUGGUACUCUGCGAUCAAAUGUGUAUUCAUGUGGCAGAGAAACGAUGGCUUUGAAAGGAUAAGUGUACAUAGUUAUAACAUUUACGUUGAUUAAUGCAUAAACAUUAUUCAUAUUAUAUUGUAUUAUUAUCAUACCAUGGUCACACUUCACCGUAACUAUAACAAUAUCAAAUGACAAACAAUGACCAACAAGAAACCGGCAUGUAUGACAUACUGGAUAUGGACGCCAUGGGCGAGCGGUCUCCAUAUGAGAAGUUAGAUGUGUAAAAACAGAUCUAUUUCUUGUUUGCUGCUAUUAUUUAUCCCAGACGUAUCUUUUGGGGUACUGGUACUCUGCGAUCAAAUGUGCAUUUAUUUGGCAGAUUAACGAUGGUUUCAAAAGGAUAAAUGUGCAUAGUUACAAAAUUAAUGUUGAUUAAUGCAUAAACAAUACUACACAUAUAACAUCAUAAAUUCAUAUUAUAUUGUCUUAUUAUCAUACCAAUGCCACACUUCACUGUGAUAUAACACUAUCAAAUUUAUUAAGAACAUUAAUAUAACGACAACUUAUAUUAUGAUUGUAAAUCUGUCAGGGCCAUAAUGAGCCUAAAAUAACCAUGAAAUGUUAACAAAACUAAUACUUAAAACAAUUUUUAAUAGUAUUUGACGUGCUUAUAUCCAAGAAAGGUUCAAUAACACUCUACUGGGGGCCUGGACUGUAAUAGUCCACAGAAAUAUUAAGCUGAACAUUGUAACAUGUUCCCCGCACAAAAAAAACACACGAAUUAAUUGAUUAUUUUCACCUGCUAAACACUGGAGAUUUUGGGACAGUUCGAAUUUCCGAGAUCAACACCGUCCUCUUUAAUCCUUCCAGAGCAGUCGUUAUGCUUAAAUUGAUGCAACAACCUGAAUUCAAAUGAACCUAGCGACCAUUUCUUGUAUUCUUUAUUAAUAUGUAUUGCCAUAGCCGUGUGUAAUUAAAUUAUAUUUUUGGAGAGUACAGGUCUAUCAGAUGUGAUCUGAUUCAAGGUUUUCAUUUCGACUUAUUUUCGUGCUUAUAUCCAAUUAAUGUUCAAGCACGCUGUUCUGGACACACACAUCAGCUAUCUGGGCUGUCUGUCCAGGACAGUGCGUUAGUGGUUAGUGAGAGAGAAGCAGGUGUAAUGACCUUACCCAUGUAGCCCUUAAGAACUCGCUCUGGAAUGGUGCCCGUACCGGGCUGCGAACCCUGAACCUACCAGCCUGUAGUCCGAUGGCCACCGAGGCCGGUGAUUCAAGGUAACAUGUUUUUGACAAUUGCUGGUGGAGAUAGAGAAUAAUACAUGAGUGGCCGUUAGAUACCAUUCAUCUUCCAACGAGUUAUUUUAAAAUGUAUCCAGUAUAACGAGUAAAAGCGAGUUGUGAGAUAAAUGGUAUCUGUCGGACACGAAUGCAUUAUUCUGUUUGUUCCAUGUCCUCAAAACCAAGUUUUAAGCACAUUUUAACAUAUUUUGCGACAAAACGAUAUUUGUACCCCUUGCACUUACGCGUCGCGGAUAAAUGAUUGUCAGGUUAAUCGAUUAGAAGCAGCCAGUCGUUUGUCUUAAAAUUGAUAACACACGUACAUGUGUAAACAAGUAUGUUUUAUAAAACAUAACGAAUGAUGUUCUCACCAACGGGCAUGUAAGAAAAAAUAUUAAUACUUAAAAUUUGUUUCCGUUUUCACAUAU